Symbiodinium sp. CCMP2592 is the source of this 1002-nucleotide messenger RNA. NCBI's taxonomy places the organism in Eukaryota, Dinophyceae, Suessiales, Symbiodiniaceae. The record is from the annotation of a GenBank genome assembly.
CAAUCGCGACGGCAUAAACCCAGCACGAGAGCGUAUCAGCCAUGUGUUCCCAUGAAUGCAUUCAAGCCAUGCGCCUCCGCAAAGAAGGUUGGAAAACCUGUAGCAGACCCUGUGCCGACAACUGCGGACAAGAAGGCAUCUCGUCCAUACACAUCCGUGAAGGGUGGGAAACAACUUCCGGCGCCAACUGAUCAUGCAUCCAACCGGAGCAAUCGAUCUGUGGCAGGUCGGCGUUCUUCCUCCGCAACAUGCAGUCGCCGCGAGGUCCCCAACCCGUCAGCGACAGCAGGUCGAGGACGAGGUUGCGCACCACCAUCAACAUCAACAGUGAGCGCCUUGGCCCUUGCCCAGGCUUUGAAACCAACCCUAUCACAACAGGAUCAACCACCAUCCCGUCAAGAUUGCACAUCAACAUCUUUUUUUUCACCCGCUUCGACAUCCGAGCCAACGUCGCCAAUGAGUGCUCCAAGAGCUUGCGCGUCUGAUUCUUCAGCCAUGAAGGAUGAGUUAGCGGCUUUGCGGAUACGUUUCGAGGCGCGGGAGUCGGAGCUUCUGCAGGAAGUUGCCGAGCUCCGAGGAGCUUUGGCCACGGCUCGGAUCGCGCAAGCGGCUGCAGAGGCCUCUGUCAUUCAGCUUCGAGGUGAUCGGUCCGAACCGACAGCAGAAGCCAACAUGUGCAAGAGCGCAAGUGGGAUUGAUCGACAUUCCUCCGAAGAGCUUUCCCAGCUGCAGAAUCGGAUCUCUUUGCUGGAGCAGAAAAUCGCUGACAGUGAGAUGGAGAAUGAGAGGAAGCUCACAGAGCAGCGGAUGAUGCUCGAACAACAGCUUUCGAGCCAGCAACACAACUUCAGAAGCGAAUGCGAACGGAUUUGGAGAGCUUUGGCCAAUGCCAACAUUGCGGUGCAAGCCGCGACAGACUCUGGUGGUUCACGUGCACCACCUGAUCCGGGGGCCAGCGCAGUGCUGCGACAAAUAUAUACUGCAGUCUCCGAGCUUCCGUGA